Messenger RNA from Anopheles maculipalpis, 1225 nucleotides. RefSeq names its product leucine-rich repeat-containing protein 58. The coding region runs from base 34 to 1104 and encodes 356 amino acids. Gene Ontology annotation, molecular function: protein binding. The record is from RefSeq and is a predicted model, not a curated record. Lineage: Eukaryota; Metazoa; Arthropoda; Insecta; Diptera; Culicidae. The transcript has 6 exons.
CCCACUGGUUUGGUGCUAAACCCUUUGCACAAAAUGGACGUCGUCUACACCUCGGACAGCUGCGAUAGUGACUCGCGCGAGCUGAAAACGGUCGAUCUGGGCCACUCGAACAAGCGGCAUCUGGACGACGAUCUGCUGCGCGUCUCAAAGUCAAAGAAGCUGGCCGAAGAUAUCGAAACGGUGCUGCUCAAUCACAACAAGCUGAUAAGGGUGCCACUGUCGCUUGCCGACUUUACCAACCUGAAGGUGCUGGAUCUGAGCAAUAAUCGGCUGGAAGAGCUACCCGACGUGAUCACGCAAUGCCAGCUGACAACGCUGAUCGUAAAAAACAAUCUGCUGACGGAUAAGUCACUGCCAAAGUCAUUGCUUGCGGCGGCGGGCAGCGGUCUCAAGGAGCUCAACCUAAGUGGCAAUCGUUUCGCACACUUUCCUGAGCAAGUGAUCGAGCUGCGGUCGUUGAAAUAUCUUUACCUGGGCGGUAAUCAGAUCACGAAUGUUUCGAAGGAUAUAUGGAAGCUGCAAAACCUGCAGCUGCUUUCGCUUGGCGGAAAUCUUAUUGCAGAAAUCCCGGAGACCGUCGGUCUGCUCAACCAUCUGCAUGCCCUCGUUCUUUGUGAUAAUUUAUUGGAGAUGCUGCCCGCAUCCAUUGCUCGACUGGUCAACCUCAAGUCGCUACUAUUGCACAAAAAUCGUUUGCGACAUCUGCCGCGGGAGAUUAUUACGUUGCGAAACUUAACCGAGCUGAGUCUGCGCGAUAACCCAUUGGUCGUGCGCUUCGUUAAGGAUAUGACAUUGAAUCCGCCAAGCUUGCUAGAGCUCGCUGGACGUACCGUGAAAACAUGUGCCAUUCGCUAUGGAACGGAAGAUUUGCCACGCACCCUGAUUGAGUACCUCCAGACGGCGAACUGUUGCGUGAAUCCAAAUUGCAAAGGAGUAUUUUUUGACAACCGUGUUGAACAUAUCAAGUUUGUAGAUUUCUGUGGCAAAUACCGUAUUCCUUUGUUGCAGUAUUUAUGCUCCUCAAAAUGCGUUGCGGAUACCAGCUCGACAGAUCCGGGUAGCGAGCCAAGCAGCAGCAUGAUGCGUAAAGUUUUGCUCGGGUAACUCGGUCAGGAUACGUUUCAAUGGUUAAAUGGUACAAAUUUGUUAGAGCAUAUCGCCAAAAAGCGCCAUACACACGGGUGGACAAUCAUGAGUACGACUACUACUACUACUAUUAAUCUAC